Camellia sinensis is the source of this 506-nucleotide messenger RNA. The record is from RefSeq and is a predicted model, not a curated record. Lineage: Eukaryota; Viridiplantae; Streptophyta; Magnoliopsida; Ericales; Theaceae.
ACGGGUUGCCUAUCUAUUCGACUCCAGCAGAUGUAUUGACACCGAUGAGGAUCGAAAAAAUCAAGCUACAUUAUUGGUAAUAGAAUAACCAUUAUGAUACCACUUGUAUCCACUUUUUUGUUUCUUGAUCUAUGUACCUUACUACCUACCACCAACAGGUACAAUCAUUGCAUAAGCUGCUUCAAUAUGCGCAUGGAGAAGAUUAUGUUCAAGAUGUUAGUUCGUUUGCAUUUCAAUGGUUGAAAGACAUGCCACGCCAAGACAACAGCUAUGAUUGUGGUCUUUUCGUCAUCAAAUAUAUGCAAGGGAAACCUUUGCCUUCGGGUGUAAUCAAGUUUGACUAUUUGCAUAGGGCUCGCUUGUUACUUGAUCUUGUGAUAUACAAGCAUAAUUCAGCUCCUAUUGUUGGUGAUAUCGCGCAAUAUAAAGCUAGUGAUGCUCUAUUCUUUUUUAUUUUUCAUAAGUUCGUACAAUCAAUGACGUUAUCGCGUUUCUUAAACUCGUGA